Molecule: messenger RNA, 1934 nt
Organism: Orycteropus afer afer
Lineage: Eukaryota; Metazoa; Chordata; Mammalia; Tubulidentata; Orycteropodidae
Gene: IRF6
Product: interferon regulatory factor 6
Biological process (GO): immune system process; regulation of transcription by RNA polymerase II
Cellular component (GO): nucleus
Molecular function (GO): protein binding; RNA polymerase II cis-regulatory region sequence-specific DNA binding; DNA-binding transcription factor activity, RNA polymerase II-specific
Source: RefSeq, a predicted model, not a curated record
CGGCUCUCCGUGGACACACUGCCUUCUCUUUCAUAUCAUGGCCCUCCACCCCCGUAGAGUCCGGCUGAAGCCCUGGCUGGUGGCCCAGGUGGACAGUGGCCUGUAUCCUGGGCUCAUCUGGCUACACAGGGACUCAAAACGCUUCCAGAUUCCCUGGAAACAUGCCACCCGGCAUAGUCCUCAACAAGAGGAAGAAAAUACUAUUUUCAAGGCCUGGGCUGUGGAGACAGGAAAGUACCAGGAAGGGGUGGAUGACCCUGACCCAGCUAAAUGGAAGGCCCAGCUCCGCUGUGCUCUCAACAAGAGCAGGGAAUUCAACCUGAUGUAUGAUGGCACUAAGGAAGUGCCUAUGAACCCAGUGAAGAUAUAUCAAGUGUGUGACAUCCCCCAACCCCAGGGUUCGAUCAUUAACCCAGGAUCCACAGGGUCUGCUCCCUGGGAUGAGAAGGAUAAUGAUAUAGAUGAAGACGAUGAGGAAGAUGAACUAGAUCAGUCGCAGCAUCAUGUUCCCAUCCAGGAUACGUUCCCCUUCUUGAACAUUAAUGGGUCUCCCAUGGCACCAGCCAGUGUGGGCAACUGCAGUCCUGAAGCAGUGUGGCCCAAAACUGAACCUCUGGAGAUGGAAGUACCCCAGGCGCCUAUACAGCCCUUUUAUAGCUCUCCAGAGCUAUGGAUCAGCUCUCUCCCAAUGACUGACCUGGACAUCAAGUUUCAGUACCGUGGGAAGGAAUAUGGGCAGACCAUGACCGUGAGCAAUCCUCAGGGCUGCCGGCUUUUCUAUGGGGACCUGGGCCCCAUGCCUGACCAGGAGGAGCUCUUUGGUCCCGUCAGUCUGGAGCAGGUCAAGUUCCCAGGUCCAGAGCACAUCACCAAUGAGAAACAGAAGCUUUUCACCAGCAAGCUCCUGGAUGUCAUGGACAGAGGACUGAUCCUUGAGGUCAGCGGUCAUGCCAUUUAUGCCAUCAGGCUGUGCCAGUGCAAGGUGUACUGGUCUGGACCAUGUGCCCCAUCGCUUGUUGCCCCCAACCUGAUUGAGAGACAAAAGAAGGUCAAGCUAUUUUGCCUGGAAACAUUCCUCAGCGAUCUUAUUGCUCACCAGAAAGGACAGAUAGAAAAGCAGCCACCAUUUGAGAUCUACUUAUGCUUUGGGGAAGAAUGGCCAGAUGGGAAACCCCCAGAAAGGAAACUCAUCUUGGUUCAGGUCAUUCCAGUGGUGGCUCGGAUGAUCUAUGAGAUGUUUUCUGGUGAUUUCACACGAUCCUUUGACAGUGGCAGUGUCCGCCUGCAGAUCUCAACUCCAGACAUCAAAGAUAACAUCGUUGCUCAGCUGAAGCAGCUGUAUCGCAUCCUGCAAACCCAGGAAAGCUGGCAGCCCAUGCAGCCCACCCCUAGCAUGCAACUGCCCCCUGCUCUGCCAGCCCAGUAAUCAUGAAUGCCAUCUUCAGCCUUUUCUUUUUUAAAAUAUUGUACAUAUGGAUAUUUUUUAUUAUUCAGGUUUAACCAACCAACUUUUGCAUCUCUCUUCUAAUACUGUUAGUAGUCUGUGACUUUUUCCAAAUAUACUUAGCUUUUAAAAUUGAUGUAAUUUAUGGAGAAAUGAUCCUUCAGACUUUCCUUUUAUUUUUUAAAGCUCCCAAUUUUAGUGUAAUGUAGUAGGAGACCUGACCUGGGAGUUGGACACCAGGGUUUAGCUGCAGAUUUGCUUUCAAUAGUGUGGCCUUGAAUAAGUCACUUAACCUUUAGUCUUCAGAUUCAUCAUUUAUAAAGGGCAGGGGUUGGAAUGAUGCCUGAAAUUUCAUCCAGCUUUAAAACUCUGAUUUGAUGACUUCAUUCUACUUGUACAAGGCAAAACUGCCUAGAACAGAACGCUUCUGCAUUGUUCUUGUACCACAUAUUUUUUUUUUCCUGCUUUCAUUAAAGUUCCCUCCAGCACU